AUGUGCGACGAGCCUGUGCCUGGACGGGAUGAUCCAGGCACCACCCGUUUCUGGUACACAUUCUAUGCAUCGGACUGUAGUACCAGACAGGUUCGUUCAAAGUCCCCGCCGUAUCCGUCGCCUCUUGAGGUCCGUCUGUCGUCUGUGCACAAUAGCACAUCGGGGUCAUUCUGCCCUGCGGCCCGUGGCGUGAUCCCUUUCUGGGAUGAAGGACUAGACGGACAGCACUUCUCUAGUUCGCCGCAGGGCCACGAAGAGCGCCGUGGAUGGAGAUUUGAGACCUUGUGCGACAUCCUCUCGAGCAUUCGGCUGUCUCGACUGUUAACGCAUGUCGACAAGAGGGUUCUCGUCAAGGAUAUGGAUCAUCAACAACCUGCCCUUCUGCAAGGUGCUCGCUGGGGUAUGCUCUCCGUUCUCGUUAUUCCCGGCUGCAGCAAUCUGUUGGUGCUCCCCAGUCAAUGA
This is a messenger RNA of Colletotrichum navitas, 462 nucleotides long. RefSeq lists its product as uncharacterized. NCBI's taxonomy places the organism in Eukaryota, Fungi, Ascomycota, Sordariomycetes, Glomerellales, Glomerellaceae. The record is from RefSeq and is a predicted model, not a curated record. The transcript has 4 exons. The coding region runs from base 1 to 462 and encodes 153 amino acids.